Notolabrus celidotus (New Zealand spotty) is the source of this 4602-nucleotide messenger RNA. It is a transcript of the gene dnajb2, whose product is annotated as DnaJ heat shock protein family (Hsp40) member B2. The transcript has 9 exons. Bases 494 to 1735 code for a protein of 413 amino acids. Lineage: Eukaryota; Metazoa; Chordata; Actinopteri; Labriformes; Labridae. The record is from RefSeq and is a predicted model, not a curated record. Gene Ontology annotation, molecular function: Hsp70 protein binding.
CGAUAUCCUUAACCUGUGUGGAUAACCGAGCAGGUAUCAGAGGGCCUCAUUGUUUUGGUUCAGCCCAUUGACUGUAGUUCAGCCACAUUAUCACAAUGCAACAGGCGGGCGUUGAAGCAGGGCUGGUCUGGUGACGUAACCACACACUCGCAUGUUCUAGGCGCUCUGACGCAGCGCGUGCAGCUUUAGCCCCAGCAGCACAGAAGUCAGCUACAGAACUCUCCGCUUGUUUUUCCCCGGCUGAGGACUGAACAGAGGACCGCUGUGGCAUAGCGGAACACUGCAGACAUAUUGUGCAAAGGCGGUGGAGAGGGAGGCCGAAGGAGGAGGCUGUCUGUGCCGCUGUCACGAAGAAAGGGAGGGGGCGCAUUCCAGAGGCACCGCUAUCUGAACCGAUUCAUUGUUGAUCCAAAGCGGUGGAGACGCUCCUCUCUGCCCGCAAGUUAACCCGAAACACGCCGACGGAACGGUGUAAAAAGUGACAGGAGGCAUCAUGGUGGAUUAUUAUAGUGUUCUGGGAGUGAUUAAAACUGCCUCUCAGGACGACAUCAAGAAGGCAUAUAGGAAACUAGCACUGAAAUGGCAUCCAGACAAAAAUCCAGACAACAAGGAGGAAGCAGAGAAGAAGUUCAAAGAAGUGGCCGAGGCGUAUGAAGUCUUAUCUGACAAGAGUAAGCGUGAUGAAUAUGACAGAUAUGGAAAUGACAGAACGAGACACACAGGAUCCUCCACCUCAGACUUUUCAUCAGAUUUCCAAGGAUUCAACUUCACAUUCCGCAACCCUGACGAGGUGUUCAGGGAGUUUUUCGCUGGCCAGGACCCCUUCGCUAGCUUCUUUGAUGACUUCUCAUCCUUCGGGGGCUCGUCCUCUCGCCUCGGCCCCAGCCGCUUCUUCUCCUUUCCUUCUGCAGGAGCUGAUUUUACCUCCUUCUCCUCUUCCAUGGGUGGUUUUGAUGGGAUGGACAACAUGGGCGGAGGGAAGAGCAACUUCAAAUCAGUAUCUACCUCCACUCGCGUCAUAAAUGGCAAACGCACCACCACAAAGAAGAUAAAGGAGAAUGGACAGGAAAGAGUAGAGAUUGAAGAAGAUGGGGUUUUGAAGAGUGUCCUGAUUAAUGGUGUGGAGGAUGAAAUGGCCCUGGCACUGGAGCUAAGCCGACGAGAGGGCCGGCCCGGUCACACGCCUCAGAAGACAAAUAUCCAAAACAGACCACCUGCCGACUCACACACUACAUCCACACAUCGCUCAUUUAGCUCCGCGCCCUUCUACAACUACGGGGUCGAGGCGGGCAGCGAUGACGACGAAGAUGACGAAGAUCUGCAGAUGGCACUGGCAUGCAGCCUGUCAGAAAUGGAAGCCGAGCAGAGAGCAGCUGUUACCGACAUCAUAUCAGGUGCUGUGCGUGAAGGCAGAGCUAUGACUGCCAAAGGCGGUGGCCAAAAGUCACGUGUGUUUGUUGAGACUACAACUGUUAAUCCGGAUGGUAGUAAACACACGGUGUCAGGGGAGGUUGAUGAGAAGGGGCAGUUUAAAAUGGAUUCAGGGGCUGAGAGUGGGUGGGAAACUGGGGAAAAGGGGAGCAGGGAAUCAGACUCUUCCCCUGAGUCUCCCACAACAACCAGCAGUACACAACAAAGCCAAAGCCAAAGCAGUCCGCAGGAGUCUGAGCGUGCCAUAAAAAGCAGUGAUGAGUGUGUGAAAAAGAAAAAGAAGUGCGGGUGUAUAGUGAGCUAAGUUGCUGGUAUGCGUGUGCCUUAUUCUGUAUACUUACCUCAGUGUGGUGACUACAGCCAAACUCUAACGUGUUGUGAUUUACAGACUCUUUUUAAAGCGUAGCCUCAACUGUCUUAAGGCUUUGAUGCAGUUUUGACACCUCAAAACAGAUCAUGAGUCCCUUCUGACAGGAUUUGGGUGUUUUGCCGUGUUCCUAUGAUUGACUGCCAACCCAGAUGUAUCCAUGUCAUUUAAAUACAGCUAAAUAUAGGAAUCAGUGUUGUGUUUGCAAAGCAGUACACAGGACUGUUCAUGAAUGUAAACAUUAAUAUUAACUACAGAUUGAAAGAGUGGGAUGAAAGGAGAUUUGGAUAUGGUAAAGGAAGCAGUAAUUGAAAUUCCAGUAAGAGUGCGAGUGUUGUGAGUGUAGGCAUAUUUUACUUUGCACAUAUGUUCGUACAAAGGUCUGUAGAGACUCUGCGGGGGAAUUUUCUCAAUCCGACCCUCAGGCAAAGGGAAUGUAUGAGAAGUGCGUCACACUCAGUCCACUAUUAAUGAAAGAUUAAAAUGUAAGAGAUGAGAGCCACAGAACGUUCUCUGUUGAUUUAAUUUGAUGUCAAAAAACACCUUGAUUAUUAAUGAUCUGUUAACUGAUUUAUGACACUACUUUCAGGAACAAGACGCUAAAGCACAAACAUAAAAACGUAGGAAAUACAAAUGCCUUGUGAAUUCACGCGGGCCUUCUUUUCCUGUCAGGAAUGAUCAAAGCGGUAACUUAGUUUUAAUGUAUGUACUUAUAUAUAUGAUUGAAUGCAAAUCAAUCUCUAAUCCUUAAUGCACUUUCACAAAAACAUAAUACUCAUGUUGGGUCAGACUGCAAAAGAUAGAUCAGAGUAUGAGUUGACACUAUGCAGGCAGAAGGCUAAGUACCAUGUAGAAUGUGUUGAGCAUUUUAAAAGAUUGUAACCCUUAAGGUGCAUUUCAACCAAGAGUUCCAGGGUCUUUUAGCCCCAAGAACUACUUUCCCCGGAACUAAAAUCUUGCUGUGCCCCCAUUGUUGUCUGCGUUUCGACCGCGAGCUGAAGUCCCGGGUAGAUUGUGCAAAUCAGGCCAGUGACUUGGGGAGAAAAAAAAUUAUGUUAAAUAAUAUUUUGAAAUCUUAAUUAAAAAAAGGGCUGCACGGUGGUGCAUUGGGUAGCGCUGUUGCCUCACAGCUAGAAGGUUUCUGGUUUGAAUCCCCGGUGUGGAUCUGUGUGGAGUUUGCAUGUUCUCCCCGUGCAUGCGUGGGUUCUCUCCGGGUACUCCAGCUUCCUCCCACAGUCCAAAAACAUGCUCACCAGGUUGAUUGAUCUCACUAAAUUGCCCCUAGGUGUGAGUGUGUGCGUGAAUGGUUAUCUGUCUCUCUGUGUUAGCCCUGUGAUUGGUUGGCGACCUGUCCAGGGUGUACCCCGCCUUCCGCCCGAAGCCAGCUGGGAUAGGCUCCAGCCCCCCGUGACCCCUAACGGGAUAAGCGGCCAAGAUAAUGGAUGGAAUCUUAAUAAAAAACUAAGCUAGUAUGCAUUCCCAGGAACUCCCUCUGUCUUUCAACAACUGUGUAAACUCCACAAACACCGUUACUUUCAACAGAAAGUCCCAGGACCUUUGAAAAGUACUACCCCCCAAGCAGGGACUUUUCAGGGGGGAGAUUAUCUACCCCUGAACUAAAAUUAGACCCUGGUUCCUCCGGUCGAAACGCAUGUAGUUCAGGGGUAAAGUUCCUGCGGUCGAAAAACGCCUUUAGUAAAAAACAAUCAUGAUAGUUUUUUUAUAUUUUAAUGUGUAUUUCCUUUUAUAAUAUUUCAACCACACGUGCCAAAAAUAUCAAAUAUCAAUUACAUUUUGUAUUAUCCUUUCUUUUCUCUACACCAGCAUCACAGUCCACAUUUCAAGUAUCUGAAGACAAUGGUAGAGAGCUCGACAGCAGUGAAGGGAAGUUUUGUCCGGUGUUUGAGAAUGGGAGAUACUGUAGCUUCAUUUUCGUUCCAUCAACACUAACAUUCACGUCUCUUAACAAUAUACGUUUCAAGUUUAGUCACAUGCACAGGUUUAUGUAAAAGCCCGCUGCAUACAUGAUACAAUAUCCAUGCACUGAACCAAUCAAAUGAAGCCCCUCUCAGCUUCAGCUGCCUGUAAAUGAACUGGCAGGGGACUUCUAUCUUCUAUUCGAAUUGUUUGUAUUGAGGAGAGAUGUCUACUCUGUAAAACAUGGGGAAUAACAGAAAGACAGGUACUGUAAUGUUAUCGCCAAUAUGCUCGUUUCUGUUCACAUUAAAAAUGAGGUGCUACUAACUGCAUUUAAUGUGAUCACUGUUGUAUCCGUGGAAUACAGUGAAAAUAACAGAAACUGCUGUUGAUUCAAAAACACAAUAUGCUGAAUAUGUCUAGUGUUAAUACGUAGAAAGAAUCACUAUCUACUGUUGACUGACAAGCCUUUUACUAAUGUGACGUAUUACAGGCAGUGUUUGUUCCUCUGAAGACUUUUCUACACUGCUCUCUCAGUGCACAAUAAAUGUAUCUGGUGUCAUUUUGUAUAUUUCAUGAGUGCCUCCUUGGUUUUUCAUUGCAGGAGCCUUGCUUUAACUUAAUAAGGGCAAAAAUAUAUCUUCCGGCGCAAAUCAAGCACAGCUAUGAGAAGAUAUUGUCAUUUAUGAAAAUUCUGAUAAUAUGGACACUGUUUACUAUGUUUAUCUGCAUUGUUACUGUAUGUUGAGGGCGAAAGGGGAGGAAAAGAAGCAGAUGGUUUCUCUGGUGAAUAUAUAGCCUGUAUUAUUUGUGUUUCAUUGAACUGCUGUGUUUUUUUUCAGAGUGUUCAAAGAGGAAAAGGCAAAUAAAGACUGAAACUAAGAGCA